GCCCGCCUUCUCCCUCUCCCAGUCAGUGAAGCAGUCAGUGUGUCGGUCGGUGAUCAGCACUGUCCAGUGACUAUUCUUCCUUAUUCUGUGACAGGCCGCCAAUCCCCGGUUCCUCUCGCCACUAUGCCGGAUCGCAGGCCUUUUGAACGACUUCCUGCUGACGUACGGCCAAUCAACUAUGGACUGUGCCUGAAGCCAGACCUCAUAGACUUCACCUUUGAAGGGAAGCUAGAGGCCGACGUGGAGGUGACACAUGCCACCAACCAGAUUGUGAUGAACUGCGCAGACAUUGACAUCAUCACUGCAUCUUAUGCCCCAGAAGGUGAUGAAGAAAUUCAUGCUACAGGAUUUAAUUAUCAGAAUGAAGAUGAGAAGGUGACUCUGUCCUUCCCCAGCACCCUGCAGAAAGGCACAGGGAUGCUAAAGAUUGAUUUUGUUGGUGAGCUGAAUGAUAAAAUGAAAGGAUUCUACCGCAGUAAAUACGCCACAACCUCAGGAGAGAUUCGCUAUGCUGCUGUCACUCAGUUUGAGGCCACAGAUGCACGCAGAGCGUUUCCCUGUUGGGAUGAGCCUGCCAUUAAAGCCACCUUUGAUGUCAUUCUCAUCGUCCCUAAGGACAGAGUUGCUUUGUCAAACAUGAAUCUUAUUGAGAGGAAGCCAUAUCCUGAAGAUGCAAACUUGGUUGAAGUGAAGUUUGCUCGCACACCUAUCAUGUCCACCUACCUUGUGGCCUUUGUGGUAGGAGAGUAUGAUUUUGUGGAGACCAGGUCAACUGAUGGCGUGCUUGUCCGUGUUUACACUCCAGUUGGAAAAGCCGAGCAGGGGAAGUUUGCCUUGGAGGUUGCUGCUAAAACUUUGCCUUUCUACAAGGAUUACUUCAAUGUGCCCUACCCCCUCCCCAAGAUUGACCUCAUUGCCAUUGCAGACUUUGCAGCUGGAGCUAUGGAGAACUGGGGCCUGGUCACUUACAGAGAGACUGCUCUGCUUAUUGAUCCAAAGAACUCUUGUUCUUCCUCUCGCCAGUGGGUAGCGCUGGUGGUUGGGCAUGAGUUGGCACACCAGUGGUUUGGAAACCUGGUCACCAUGGAAUGGUGGACACACCUAUGGCUCAAUGAAGGUUUUGCUUCCUGGAUAGAAUAUCUUUGUGUGGAUCACUGCUUCCCAGAAUAUGAUAUCUGGACACAGUUUGUGUCUGCUGACUACACUCGAGCUCAGGAGCUGGAUGCCUUGGAAAAUAGUCACCCUAUUGAGGUUAGUGUAGGACAUCCUUCAGAGGUUGAUGAGAUCUUUGAUGCUAUAUCUUACAGCAAGGGUGCAUCUGUGAUCCGUAUGCUGCAUGAUUAUAUUGGAGAUGAGGAUUUCCGUAAAGGCAUGAACCAAUACCUCACAAAAUUUCAAGAGAAGAAUGCAGCCACAGAGGAUUUGUGGGAAUAUCUAGAGCAGGCUAGUGGGAAACCAAUUGCUGCAGUAAUGAGCACCUGGACACAGCAGAUGGGCUUCCCCCUCAUUUAUGUUGAGUCUGAGCAGAUGGAAGAUUCUCGAGUGCUUAAGCUGACUCAAAAGAAGUUUUGUGCCAGCGGCCCACAUACUGGAGACCAUUGUCCGCAGUGGAUGGUACCUAUAAGUAUCUGCACAAGUGAAGCACCAGCCUCUGCCAAACUGAAGGUUCUUUUAGAUAAAGAGGAAAUGACUGUGGUUCUGGAAGGAGUCGAGCCAGAUCAGUGGGUAAAAUUAAACCCUGGUACUGUAGGAUUUUAUCGAACCCAGUACAGUCCAUCCAUGUUGGAAAAUUUGUUACCUGGAAUCAGAGACCUUUCCCUUCAGCCUGUUGACAGGCUGGGCCUACAGAAUGAUCUGUUUUCUCUGGCCCGUGCAGGGAUGAUCAGCACGGUGGAAGUCUUGAAAGUCAUGGAGGCCUUUAUAAAUGAGCCUAAUUAUACAGUGUGGAGUGACCUGAGCUGUAAUCUAGGCAUUUUGUCAACACUGCUGUCCCACACAGAAUUCCAUGAGGAGAUCCAAGGCUUUAUCAGAGAUGUCUUCACACCUAUAGGGCAGCGUCUGGGAUGGGACCCAAAACCUGGAGAAGGUCACCUGGAUGCUUUGUUGAGGGGGUUGGUUUUAGGAAAGCUGGGGAAGGCUGGACACAAACCCACUUUGGAGGAAGCCAGAAAACGUUUCAAGGAUCACGUGGAGGGAAAGAACAUUUUAAGUGCAGAUUUACGCAGCCCGGUGUAUGUGACAGUUUUGAAGCAUGGAGACAAUACAACUUUGGACACUAUGCUAAAGCUCCACAAACAGGCAGAUAUGCAAGAGGAGAGGAACCGGAUUGAACGAGUACUAGGCGCUAUCUCAAGUCAAGAAUUGAUACAGAAAGUGCUGAGCUUCUCACUUUCGGAUGAAGUGCGUCCACAAGACACCGUUUCUGUCAUCGGAGGAGUAGCUGGGGGCAGCAAGUUAGGCAGGAAAUGUGCCUGGGUCUUUGUAAAGGACAACUGGGAAGAAUUGUACAAUCGCUACCAAGGUGGAUUUCUUAUCUCUCGACUCAUAAAGCUUUCACUGGAUGGAUUUGCAAGUGAAAAAAUGGCCACAGAGAUAAAGGCAUUUUUUGACGCCCACCCUGCUCCCUCAGCUGAGCGCACAGUGCAGCAGUGCUGUGAAAAUAUUCUUUUGAAUGCAGCUUGGCUAAAACGUGAUGCUGAUGCAAUGCACCAGUAUCUACUGAAACGCAAGACAUCCCCAUCAGUGUGAGCGUGUGGUCACCUCCUUAUGCCUGCUGUCUCACUGCCCCAACAGGCUCGACCCCAGGACCUCAACCGGAGGCUCUGCACCUGCCCUCCCUAAACCCUAAACUCUCCCUUCAUCCCCCAGGGAGUGGGAACUAAAAGUGGGCACACUUGCCCAGUCCCCAUUCAACUCCUUAGGGAUUUUAAUCAAUUAUUCACUGUACAUACAAUAGAGAUGACGUACAGCUGCUAACUGUGAAACUUCCAGGUAGUCCUCAUGUGAGGGAAUCCCUCCUGAGAAGCCUAUGAGAGGAACAGUGCAUUAGCUCCUAUAAGGUAGAGGUGCUAAGUACUAGUGCAGACGGUUAUUUGCAGACAAGAGGGCUCGGCCCUAAUAGAUUUAACAAAGUUUGUACUUUACCCAUGACAAUGUGCAAGCAAAUGGGUGGGUUCAGCUGGUCUUUUUAAAGGGGCAUCCACCCCUUACCCACUACCCUGUUUAGUCCACAUCUCUUUCUUGUCUAUUCUCCUUAUUAGAAAACUGUAACCCUUUGCUGCCUGUUAUUUGCUCUGAAAUUUAAGACCUUGUUCUGCAAGGAAAAUUUGAGCCUCGGAUUAAUCUGAGUUUGCACAUGUGUAUACUCUGUUCUCCAAUCCUAAUGUUCUGUAACUUUAAGUGGCUUGAACCAAGAUUCCCUUCAGAAUUGAAAGUCUUGCAACAGAGAGAUAUCUAAUAAUGAAGGGGGUUGCCUACACUAAAUGUCUUUUAUCUGUGCUGGAGACUAGCAAGAUGCAUACUAUUCUGCUACCCUCAUGUCUGCUGCCUUUUUGCCCCAAGUUGUUAUUAAUUUCUGCGUUAGCCAGGUUCCGGGUUUAGUGCAGUCUAGCAGAAUAGUGGCAGGGCCUUGGUUCUCAGACUUGCUUCCCUAAGUCCUCUUUUGUGCUAUUGUUUUAAAAGAUAAAAAAAAAUGGAAAAAUGACGUUAAUAAAAACAAAUAAAAUAUGAAUGUCUAACAGUA
Messenger RNA from Bombina bombina (fire-bellied toad), 3742 nucleotides. RefSeq names its product aminopeptidase puromycin sensitive (gene NPEPPS). Gene Ontology annotation, biological process: proteolysis; peptide catabolic process. Bases 124 to 2748 code for a protein of 874 amino acids. NCBI's taxonomy places the organism in Eukaryota, Metazoa, Chordata, Amphibia, Anura, Bombinatoridae. Gene Ontology annotation, cellular component: cytoplasm. The transcript has 23 exons. Gene Ontology annotation, molecular function: zinc ion binding; peptide binding; metalloaminopeptidase activity. The record is from RefSeq and is a predicted model, not a curated record.